Aquila chrysaetos chrysaetos is the source of this 1869-nucleotide messenger RNA. Its product is annotated as basic proline-rich protein-like. The coding region runs from base 1 to 1869 and encodes 622 amino acids. The transcript is spliced from 3 exons. The record is from RefSeq and is a predicted model, not a curated record. Lineage: Eukaryota; Metazoa; Chordata; Aves; Accipitriformes; Accipitridae.
AUGAGCCCUCGCUCGCGCCUGGGAAGGAGCACGCGAUUCCUUGUAAAUCCCGGGGGCUCCGCAGGGCGAGGAUCCGCCGGCUCCGCUCCGCGGCUCUGCCCACCCCGCCGCCGCCCCGGCGAGGGCUCUCCGCGCCCCGGGCACCGGCCCCGCAGCGGCCGACGAGACGCGGGCGCCCGGGCUGCGACGGCCGGCGGCCUCCCCUCGCCGCGGGCUGCGAGCGGGGGGGGGGGUGGAGAGGUGGGAAGGGGGGCGGCGGCGAGCCCCUCGCAGGGGGAGGGCCGGGCGCUGCCGACCACGACCUGCCCUGCUCGCCGCGGACCGCCACCGCCUCCCCGGGGCAGGCCCGGCCCUCCAGCACCGACAGGACCCGCCGGGACUCCGGGGAGCCGGCCGGCAGCGAGAGGAACGGAGCGAAUCCCCGCCCCGCCCUGGGCGUCCGGCCGGCCGCCACCUCCUGCCCCUCGCGUCGCCCGGCCAGCGGGCCGGCAGUCCGGCGGCAGCGCAGUCCCGCAGCCCGCCCGGCCGAGGGGCACCACGCCGCCGCCGCCGAGGCACCUGCCGCGCCGCGCCGCGGCGGUCGCCUCCCGAGGCGGCUGGGCCCGGCCAGCAGAGAGCUCGCCCUUCGCCAGAGCGCGGCGGCCCGGGGGCUGGCUGCCGGCCGCGGCGGGACCGAAAGGGCCGCGGCGGAGCGGCGACCAGGGCCGCCCGCCCUCAGGGACGGGCAGGGCGCGGCGCGGCGCGGCCGCACCGACCGCGCGGGGACCCGGCCCGCCGGCGCCGGCGGCGCGGGGCGGUGCUGCCCCCUGGCGGGGAGGCGGGGGGCGGCGCUGCGGCGGAGGCCCCCACCUGACAGGGGCGGGCGGACCCCGGCCGGGGCUGCGGCGGCGGCGGCGGCGGCGCCUCGCCGCAGCGCUCAGCCUGGCCUGGCGCGCCGGGCCCGGCUCAGCCGCCGCCGCCGCCCCGGCUAAGGCCGCCGGCCAGGCGGGGUGGGCGCGGCGCCUCCCCCCGCCCGCCCGCCCGCAACCGCCCGCGGCCGCCGCCGAGGUCCGUUCCGCGCCGCGUCCCUACCUGCACCGCCCGCCGCCGCCGCCGCCGCCGCCGCCGCCGCGCCGCUCCGCCCCGACACGCCCCGACACGCCCCGCCGGGCGGGAGGGCACGGCCGGGCCGCGGGAGAGCCCGGCGGGCCCCUCGGCAGAGCCGGGGAGGGCGGGCGGGCGCUGGCGGCAGCUCAGCUCGCAGGAGAGCGGGGCGGGGGGCGGCGAUGCCCCGGGGCCACCCCUCGUCCUCGCCUCGUCGGUGCCGGGCCCCGACGGCGCGGUUUCCGCUGGAAUGUUCCAGAUCCCGCGACCGGCCACCGGCCGGUCUGGCGGCCCCGCUGCCUGGCCCGCGAGCUGCAGCCGGGCCACGUUUGCAGCGCGGGUAGGGCAGGAGGUUGCCGUCUGGCGCCGGGAGCGGGACGCCGGUGCCGCGUCAAGGCGCGGCCGCGCGCCUUCGCUUCGGUUUCCCCCAGCCGAGGCUCUGCCUGCCAGCCUCGGGGCUGUCUUCCCAGCCGAGGCCCACCGACCCCGCGUCCCGUUCCGGAGGGAACAAACGUUUCCGCCGGAGCCCGUUCCCUCCGCGCCGAGGAGGCGGCCCAGAAAGCCAGCGGCCGCGCGGGAAGCUCCUUGCCACCCUACGGAGCUGCGAGGCUGCGGGGGACGCGCAGCCACCCGAAGGCUGCCCGACCCUGCCCACCGCUCCCGCUCCCCCAGGACGCCUUUCCUGCAACCCAGCCAAUUCCGGUACCCGCCCGGGAGGACCGCAUGUUCACUGGCACGCGCUCCUCCCAGCAGAGGAAUGAAACAUGUCUCGCUUUUCACAUCUAA